Molecule: messenger RNA, 1142 nt
Organism: Eutrema salsugineum
Lineage: Eukaryota; Viridiplantae; Streptophyta; Magnoliopsida; Brassicales; Brassicaceae
Exons: 3
Coding region: 137-898 (253 amino acids)
Cellular component (GO): nucleus
Source: RefSeq, a predicted model, not a curated record
GGGGUGGAAUGUGCGCAAUUUCUUCCAUCGAAGCUUAACCUCUGAGAUUAACGAACCAGAGAUUCAAUUCAAGCUCUGUAUAGCACAGAUUUAGAGAGCGAGAGAGAGAGAUAGAGAGGAGGAGGAGGAGAAGAAGAUGGAAGGCGAAGGGGAAACGAGGAAGAGAGUGGUAGUUGAAUCGCUGGGAUGGAUAACGGAAUCAUCUAUCAUGCCGAAGAAGCAUCGCGCCAUCGAAGGCGUGGGUCCUUCCUCAAUCAUGGAGCUCAAGGCUCAGCUUUAUAAGUCGCAGGAAGAAGCUAAGCAGACGAAGGAUUUGACGGGAUCCGAUGCUCAGUACCAUCGCGCCAAAGAAAGGAUUGCCGCGAAAGACUCUUUCUCCGCGAAGAAUUCCGGCGUCGAGGGUCGCGCUCUAAAGGACAAGCUUGAGCUUAAAGCAGUUAAAGACGGAGCUGUUAGCUACGCGGCGUUGGAGAAGAAAGCUCAGUUAUAUGAAAAGCUUGCAAGGGGAGAGCUUUCAGAUGAAGAAGCCGAAGAGAAGUACUGUGUGGAUUUCUUCAGGAAAGGAAUUGAACAUGGAGAAGAUUCACGACCAUCAAGCACCAGCAACAGUUCCAUUUCAGCACCUCCUGAAGAUUUAAAACCAGAUGGUGAAGACGAUGGUUCUCUGUUUAGCACCAAAUUUGCUGGACUCGGACGCGCAGUUGGGACAGCUGAUAUAAGUCAACACGUGCGUAUGGUCAGAGAGGUUCAUGAAGAAGUGAAUCAAGCGAGAGAAAAGGCAACGGAGUUGAAGCAAAGGAGACAAGAGCAGGCAACAAAUCGUCGGGAGAAACUCAAACAAGCUUAUCUUCGAAAGCAGCUCGAGAAACUUAAAGCUCAACAACAGCAACCGCAAUAACAGAAAUUUUUCUUAUGAAUAGCAUCGAUUCUAAUUUUUGAUUAGAUGGAUAGUUUCUAAGUGUAGUUUGUAUUGUACUUUUACGAGCAUGUUACAUUGUAAAGAGUAAGGAACUUUUUUUCUUCCAUUUUCUGCUACAAUUACAAAAGAAUAUGCUUUAACUUUCCAUGUAUAAUGCAUGUACUGGCCAAUGCAUCCACCUAUGGAUGCUAAACCUCUCUCAUGAAUUAGAAUUAGAAGGCCG